Molecule: messenger RNA, 2553 nt
Organism: Megalobrama amblycephala (Wuchang bream)
Lineage: Eukaryota; Metazoa; Chordata; Actinopteri; Cypriniformes; Xenocyprididae
Exons: 3
Coding region: 988-1662 (224 amino acids)
Source: RefSeq, a predicted model, not a curated record
CUUCAGCACUUGCGCGCGCUCUCAGUGGAGGCAGCUGUGUCCUUAUACUACCUUGAGAAAAGGAUGGGAAAACCGUACAAAACCAGGUCAACACGGGGUUAGACUAGCUGAAGGCGACCCUCGUUACGCUCUUGAACGCGCCCGCUUUGAAUCCCCCCCACCCCCUGCAUACAAAAUUGACGCGCGUGUUUGGAGCUCGUGAGGAAAAUGCUGACGCGUUUGGCCGUUUCGUCAGCCUGUUUGACGUGUAGACUGCUGAGGGAUAUUUAUUACUCUUAAGGACUUUUUUAUGGAGGCAAACGAGCGUCGAAAAAUAUUUCGUUUACGCGGAAACACUUUCUUGGGAGAACGACAUGAAUUUGGGAUUUUUGUAUAGCCUUAUAAUGAGAAACGAUGUGUAGCCUGCUGAGGGAUAUUUAUUACUCCUAACGACUUUUUAUGGACGCGAAGAUGUUGUGAUGUGGAAAUACUUUUGGGCUGAACAGAAUGUUUGGAAAUGUUCUGAAUAGACGUACGCAGCAAACAAACUCGAAUGAUGAUCUCAAACGUCCUGUGUGAAACUCUUUCUGUGAAAACGUCCUUGCUUUUGGAAACGUUUUGAAUAUUGUGAGAUAAUUUAAACGACGUGUUUUACAGGAUAUUUAUUGCUCCUUCGCGCCUUUUUGUGGACGUGAGCGAUCGUCUUAUAUGUGGAAAUACUUUAAAUUUGGGGAUGUUUUGAAUAGAAUACGGCAAAAAUUAUUUAUAUUCAAAGCUUUUACUGCAACGUUUUCAUUUAGAGAACAUUUAACUCUCAUUGAACAAGAAUACCGUAUUCAUGUGGAAAUAACACAAUUCGGGGAAUUUUAGCGAAUGUUUUGGACAGCUUUCUCUCUUAUUAAACCAGGAAAAUCCAUGUUGCACUAAUGCAUGAGGAAACUGAUAUCCUCAUUUGGAUAAACUGAACGAGACUUCAGCAAGAGUUUGGCGCAACUACAUCCACUGGUGAUGCCGGAGGUCACUUCCACCAGAAGUGAUAGGCUAACAUCCAAAGGCAUUAUGUUUUUAUGCAACACCACAGCCAUCAAGGACUGGAGCUAUUUUCUCUCUCAGAUCUUGCCUCUUGUGAAUAAAUCAGCGGGAUUUGUUCAUAAGAGUAUGGAUCGGGUGGAGGCGGUGACGAGCACCAUGGUGACGGCUCUGGAGCCCGAUCUGAGCGGGAUGAGCGCCAGUCACCCUCCGCUCAACUCCAAUCACACGUCCGGGAUGGAGCACGUCUUUCAGUACUCGUACUCCGAGAGUGACCUGCAGUACACGGACUACAGGACGCCGCAGAGGGAGUCGAUACCGCUGCCCAAGGCGGUGCUGUACCUGGUCAUGGCCGCGCUGGUGGUGGUCGCCGUGGCGUACGCGAUCGUGGGGCACCUGGUGAAGGAUCUCGUGCAUGAGUUUUUGGAGUGGGUGUUUGGGCCUCGUUCAGACGACCGCAGGAGCAAGAGUGAGGUGAACUGCAUCAGCAGCAGCGUGAAUGAAAUGAGCGAACUCUCGUGUCGGGUGGACACGUCGCGCUGCAUCGUGUACAAUCACUCUGAGUCUCCGAACGCCAUGAAGCCGGAAGAACUGGUGGUCACCAUCGAUGAGACCUUGCAGGACCUACCUCGUGAAGCUUACAGUGGAACCUAACUGAGAAAAACAACCACGGUUUGACCCAGCCCUUUAUUAUGAGGAGAAAAGCAUGUUUGCUUCAGUUUGAUCGGCAUCUGUGAGCCGGUGCAGUAACGUCAGAUGACCUUUGGCGGUCAUGUGGAAUUUAGGAGACUUUAGAAGGAAUGGAAUCACAAUAAAGUACAUGUACAUGUUCUUUAUCGGAGUGCUGUGAGACACUAUAUUUUCUGAACUCGAGAAAGAGGAGAGACACUUCUUAUCAUUCAUAUCAGUGUUAUUUUUCUUGUUUUGUGGAGACAUGCACUGUGAAUCUAGAAUAGUGUUCUGCUGUUAUCCGUUUCAUACUCUACCCACAACCUGCUUUGGUUCGAUUUUCCCACUUUUUUGCAGAUAUUUAUGGCUGAGAACUUUUGGCUGCGUUGUAGUAUUUGCAAAUACUUACAUUUUACUCACUUUCAGGUUUCCUGGAAUUGAUUAUGCUGCUUGAAAACAGAAAUACUUAGAGAUCUUCUCCCUACAGGUUACUUAAAAAGUCAAGCAAUGAAGAUAGUUUAGAUAUAUACAGCCCUUGAUGAAAAAAAAAAAAAGAGAUAAACAAUGGUGAAAUGGUUUAAUCUAUAAGGCAGUGUUACCAAAAAUGUGUGUUUUAUAAUGGAAGGAGAUGCUACACAAACACUUCUCAAUGAAAAUAUAUAUUUAAAUGAAAGAAGACAAAUGUUAAAUACACUUAAAAGUGGCUUUUGAUAAUAUAUUUGAGUUAUACAUUGACAGAUGUCUCUGUUUACUUCACAACUAAGGGCUAUAAUUUCAGGUUUCAUUGCAGAUGGUUAUCAGAACGAAGCUUCAGAUCUGAGCAUCACAGAUUUUCAAAGUCAAAAAAGGGGAUAAUUGGCAGAAUUAUCCCUCACA